This is a messenger RNA of Cuscuta europaea, 1159 nucleotides long. The record is from the annotation of a GenBank genome assembly. NCBI's taxonomy places the organism in Eukaryota, Viridiplantae, Streptophyta, Magnoliopsida, Solanales, Convolvulaceae.
ACCCCCCUCCAUUAGUGAGUGUUCAAUGGGAGAUCCAUUAAAAAUGUAAUUUUUGGCCCUUCUCCAUCCCGUUUGAACUCAGGUGCUCUAGCAUGAUCUGAGUUUGCAAUCAGCUAUGACCUCACAUCUUCUGCAACUUCUACUCACCCCAUCGUCGUCACUAUUCUACUCUACCCACAGAGCAAAGCACUCUUCCCGAAACGCCGCCUUCUCAUCCUUGCAUCUUUCGAGCUUAACAAGCAGCGGGAACAGCAGAACGUGCCGGGGUCGAAGGAGAAGAAGUAGCCUCGCUGUAGGAAGACCUAUUUAUGGGGAGGGGGGAGUCCGCACUUCUUCCUCAACCCUCACUGCCACCCAAGAGAAUGAAUCAUAUACUGAGGUUUUGGAAGACCCAGACCCCCAAGUCCUUGAAUACGUCUCCCAAAUCAAAAGAGUUCUGGAACUCCUCAGGAAGAAUAGAGAUAUGAUGUUCAGUGAGGUUAAGUUGACAAUAAUGAUUGAAGACCCCAGGGAUGUAGAGCGGCGGAGGCUACUAGGGAUUGAUGAAGAUGAUGCUCCAAGUAGAGAGGACUUGGCUUCUGCUCUAGAAGAAUUAAAUGAAGGCAAGAUACCUAAGGAUCACCUUGCUCUUCAGAUGCUGGCGGAAGAGUUGACUUCAUGGCCCAAUUUGGAGAAUGAGGCUACAAAGAAACAGAAGCCGGGCAGAUCUGUGUAUGCAAGAGCCACUGACACUGGUGUUGAUCCAAAAGCGGCUGCUGUUAAGAGGCUUACACUUGAUUGGGAUUCAGCAGCUGAAAUAGAGGGAGCAGAUGAGGAGGGUGAUAACACGGAAGUGCCUCCAGUUGUGGGAUUUGGAGCUCUGUACUUGGUAACUGCAUUUCCAAUAAUCAUUGGAGUCUCGGUAGUGUUGAUUUUGUUUUACAACUCCUUGCAGUAAACGGUGUCGAAUUCUCAUUGUACAUUCAUCUUCUCUAUCUAUCCAUCUAUGUAACUUAGUUUAAGACUUUCUUGUACAAACUACAAAGUAGCACAAUGUAAUGAUGUAUACAGGGACAUUAAAUUCCCACUUGAGCUUCUUCCCAUAAUCCCAUCUCUGCGUUUUUUGACUCUCUUUCAUUUUCAAUUGAUGAAAAUGCCAAUAUUAUGUGUUUGGUAACAA